This is a messenger RNA of Necator americanus (New World hookworm), 1257 nucleotides long. RefSeq lists its product as uncharacterized. The coding region runs from base 1 to 1257 and encodes 418 amino acids. Gene Ontology annotation, molecular function: ornithine decarboxylase activity. Gene Ontology annotation, cellular component: cytoplasm. The record is from RefSeq and is a predicted model, not a curated record. The transcript has 11 exons. NCBI's taxonomy places the organism in Eukaryota, Metazoa, Nematoda, Chromadorea, Rhabditida, Ancylostomatidae.
AUGAAGAUAGAGAACGUCUACCAACACAAUGGUACAGGGAAUAUUGUGGAUUUUGCGAAGAAAAUAGCUACUGAUUAUGAUUUGCGAGAAAUAUCUGAACCUUUUUCAAUAGUUGACCUAGACAACGUAAAGCGACAAAUGGAUUUGUGGAAAUUCGCUCUUCCAUCGGUCGGGCCCUACUAUGCUGUAAAAUGUAAUUCUGACCUGAACAUCUUAAAGACAUUAUCAGCGAAUGGCGCGUGCUUUGAUUGUGCAAGUGUUGUUGAAAUGGACAAGAUCUUGGGAAAUGGCUUGGCCAGCGGCGAAGAAAUCAUAUUGGCACACCCUAUCAAAUCUCGGGAAUGUAUACGGUAUGCGGUGGAGAACGAUGUUACAAUGAUGACUUUCGACAGUAUUGAGGAACUGCGAAAGAUUGUGAGUAUCACAACUAAAGCAAAGCUAAUAUUAAGGAUAAGAGUGGAAGGAUUCGAGGCACUUGUUGAUUUGAAUAAAAAAUUUGGAGCCGAUAUUGUGACAAGUAAAUUAAUUUUUCAUGAAGCGGCAAAAUUAGGAGUGGAAAUCCACGGCAUCAGCUUUCACAUCGGUUCCGGUGUAGACAAUUGUCGACCAAUGGCAGGUACAUUACAAACGGCAAGAACAUUGCUGGACUACGGUAGAUUACUUGGUCAUCCUGUUCAAAUACUGGAUAUCGGUGGUGGAUUUCUUCCAACGAAUGAUAGAAGUUUCCUGAAGAAAGUUCAGACUGGGCAUUUCAUCGAAAACACAUUGAGCACAUGUUUCGAAGGGAUUACGUUGGCCGUAAUUGCAGAACCGGGACGAUUCCUCGUCACAAAUGCGCAAUACGUUGCUACACGUGUGAAUCAGGUGAUCCUGAAGACGAUAAGCGAAGACCUACCAACAUCCUACAGUAUCUAUGUGAAUGAUGGUGUUUACGGCUCGUUUAAUUUCGUUCUUACUGAACGACGGAAAAAAAGAGAAGGCUAUAUGAGAGCGGAUAUUUGGGGUCCCACAUGCUGCAGUUUCGAUAUAAUUGAGACCGAUCGAUAUCUACCCGCUGUGAGAGAAGGAGACUGGAUCCUCUAUCCCGGCUGUGGAGCCUAUUCCAUCUGUUUAUCAACACAUUUUAAUGGUUUCUCCCCACCCAAUAUCCUCUAUGUGGCCUCAAGGAAAAAUUGGCGUAACAUUGAGGAAAAUCUUCGAAAUGAACGACAUAAAGAAGCUGACGAAGUGCCUCAAAGGACUCUUUCCAAGAUUUAA